AAACGUAAACAUGUCAGUUGCGACUGCAAUACCACGGUGGCGGGUUAUGUGAAGUUAAAAUCGAAAAAGUUUUACGCGGUCAACGAGAGUUUGUGCCAAUUUUAACUUAACGUCUUUGUUCUUUGUAAUUACAAUUUGUGAAUGAAGUGCGUUGUUCCGUAUUCAGUGGUAUAAUUACUGUGUGGUGAUGUAUAGAAGUAACUAAGUUAACGGUAUUGCUUUGUGAACUUUAGUGGUGUCAGAAUUUUGAGACACACCUACAGAUGCAAGAAGCCUGUUUUUGUAGCACAGAAUCCGGAUGCCGAGCCAUGUGUGAUUUUUAAGUGGUCGCAUUACACGAUCGACGAGUAUGGCCCGGUGGCAUUGCGUCGUCCUGUUCGCGACGUUAUGUUUAAGCAGAGGAUUAUCGAACAAGCUGCCGGGGUUCGCGGGAGAUGUUGACAACCUAGCGCUGUCAGAGAGCACUGCGGUCGGUCAAAUUGUACAUACGCUGAAUGGAACUGAUCCUGAGGGCUUGCCGGUGAAAUACGAUCUUGUUGGUACGAACAAGUUCUCAGUGAAUCCGGACACUGGCGAUAUUACCUUGAUACAGCCUUUGGAUAGAGAAAGAGAAGAUACAAUAAAGUUCCUAGUCUCCGUACAAGACCAAGAUCCCGAAGGCGUAAAUAACCUGAUACACAGUCAGCCUAUGACAGUCAUCGUCUUGGAUGAGAAUGACAACCCUCCUACAUUUAAAAAUAGUCCUUACGAGGUGGAUGUAGCAGAAAAUGAGGAUGUUGGAAAGACGAUACUUACCAAAAUCGAAGUGGAAGAUCGAGAUUCAGUAGGAGACAGUCUGGAAGUAGGCUGUGUGCCCAGUGAACAGUGGCCGCAAGCAUGCGAGGUAUUCGAAGUGACGACUCUAAACUCCACUGCCAACCACUACACCGGGGCGCUGGUGCUGAAGAAGAAGCUGAACUACAAUGAGAACCAGUUCUAUCAGUUCCUGUUGUAUGCUACCGACGGCACACUGAACUCCUCGGCGCAGGUGGAGGUGAAGGUGGCGGACGUGCAGGACUCGCCGCCGGUGUUCAGCGGCGCGCUGAGCGGCGCGCUGGCGGAGGACGCGCCGGUCGGCACCGCGGUGCUGACGGUGCGAGCGCGCGACGCCGACCGCGCGCAACCGCGGGACGUCAAACUGGACCUUAUCACUAAUCCUCUGGAUUUCUUCUGGCUGGACAGCAGCACGGGCGAGCUGAAGACUGCCAGGCCACUGGACAGAGAGGCACUUGAUGAUCCUAACUCACCUUUAAACCUUACUGUUCGGGCAACAGAGUUGAUUAAUGGUAUCCCGGCGGUGAGUAACAUAACAUCGUCAGUGGCGACGGUGACGGUGACCAUCCGCGACGUGAACGACGAGCCGCCGCGCUUCAGCCGCCGCGAGUACCACGUCGACGUGCCGGAGAGCCUGCCGGUGGGAACACCGCUGCCGCACCUCGACAUGGUGGUCACCGAUACUGAUCUUGGUUCAAAUUCCGUGUUCUCUCUGCGUCUGUCGGACGAGAUGGGCGCUUUUGUUGUGGAGCCCGCGAUCGCCACGGGGAGCGCCACCGUCACCCUAAGACUGAAUACUAGCCUCGACUACGAGGACCCCAACCAGAGGAAGUUUAUACUAGAGGUGAUAGCAGAAGAAGUGCACACAUCUCCCAAGUUGUCUUCGAAAGCUAGCGUGACGGUGUCACUGAGGGACGUGAACGACAACGCGCCGCGCUUCCCCGAGGGUCCGCACACCGCCAGCGUGCCCGAGGCCGCGCCGCCGGGCACGCGGGUCACUGCCUUGAGAGCCACCGACAGGGAUACUGGACGGUUUGGCACCGAGGGCAUAGUGUACGAGGUGUCGGGCAGCGGCGCGGAGCUGUUCGUUGUGGACCGGCGCAGCGGCGUGCUGGCGGUGGCGGAGUGCGCGGCGCCGGGCACGCCGCCUUGUCUCGACUACGAGACCAGGAAGGACUACUUCUUGCAAUAUAAAGCGACAGACGAGGACGGCAGAGGUCAGUCGACGGUGACAUCACUGCAGCUGUCCCUCUCCGACUCCAACGAUAACGCACCUGUCUUCCUCACUCCUGUGUACAAGGCUUCUAUAGACGAGGAUGCUGUUAAAUUUGAACCUGAACUACAGGUGCAAGCGCGUGACGCGGACGUGACGUCAGACAUCCGGUACUCCAUCAUCUACCCUCCCCGCCAGCCCUUCUGGAUAGAUCCGCAGUCGGGCAAAAUCGCCGUCAGGGGGGAAGUCGCCGCUGAUAACUCCACUAACAACCUCAUAGUCCUUACUGUUCUAGCAACAGAUGGCGUGCAUAACGCGACGUGUUCAGUAGAGGUGACUGUGCGUGACGUCAACAACCACGCUCCUGUCUUUGACACUGACAAGUAUGACGCUGACGUCAUCGAGAACGCUCCCAUUGGUACGGAGGUAGCGGUAGUGCGUGCUAGCGAUCUAGACAGUGGUCUAAACUCCCGGCUGCGGUACUCGGUGCAGCGCGGCGCACUCGACGCCUUCGCAGUCGGCGCAGACAGCGGCGUCGUCACCCUCACUGAUACACUCGACUAUGACAAGAAGAACACAUAUUCUAUACAAAUUAUAGCGACCGAUAUGGGUAUCCCCAGCCAGACUGGUACCACGGAGUUAACAGUCCACGUAAUCAACGUGAACGACAAGAAGCCUAUCUUCACGCCCAGCGUACAGAGAGCCGAGGUGUCAGCGGACGCGGAGGUUGGAACGGUCCUGCAUAAACUGGUGGCUGUGGAUCCUGACGUCACGGACCCCAGUCAGCUGCUGUUCGAAGUAUCGCAUGAGACGCCCAUACGAGCCGUGGAUACUAACGGCAAUGAGGUGUUGGACGCGGGUGCGCUGGGUUCGUGGUUCUCAGUGGGGGGCGCGGGCGAGGUGGCGGUGGCGGGCGCUCUGCGGCGCAGCCUGGCCGCCGUGCUCACCCUGCCCGUGCAGGUCACCGACACCUCCGCAGCCACCUUACAACGAUCAUACGGUGAAUUAAUAAUAACGAUAGUGGAUGUGAACCGGUACGGGCCGGUUUUCACGGAGCCGGCGUACCUGGAGUCCGUACUGGAGGAGCAGCCCGUGGGAACCGUGCUUAAUACGUACUCCGCCACCGACAGAGAGACACCUAUCGCCAGUAUUGUUAUAUACCCACCUACACCAUAUUUCCAGAUAGAUAAUGUAACUGGCGUAGUGAAGAUCGCGCAACGCAUCGACUACGAGCAAGUGAAGCGUUUGAACUUCACAUUAGUGGCGUACGACUCCGGCGUGCCGCAGCGCUCCACGCCCGCUAGUGUAUCUAUAGAUGUUAUCAAUAUAAAUGACGAGGAGCCCGUUUUCGCUGCUGCCGAGUAUGAUGCAGCCGUGUUGGAGAAUGCGGUCGCUGGUACCAGUGUCCUUACUGUUACUGCCGUGGAUAAAGAUGAAGGAGAAUUCGGUGAAAUAACCUACAGUAUAUCAGGAGAACUGUCCAGUUUGUUCACAAUCGACACAAAUACUGGAAUGAUAUCAGUGGCAGAGGGCGCUGUUAUCGACAGAGAGAACAUCACCGACAUCUAUCUGCGCGCGGUGGCAACUGACAACGCGCCGCCACAGAUCAGAAAAACUACAAGCGUUCCUGUGCACAUAAAAGUGAUAGACGAGAACGACAACGCGCCGGUGUUCAGUCAGAAGGUGUAUAAGAGUACGAUUGCGGAAAAUCUGCCGCUUGCGCCCGCCGCGGCCAUUUUGCAAGUGCGUGCGGAGGACAAGGACGAGGGGGACAACGGGAAGAUCCGCUACAGCAUUGAAGAUCAGAGCGAACCAGAUACAUUUGUCGUGGAAGCCAGCAGCGGCAUCAUCUCCCCAGCGAAGGCGGUGGUAGGGAACACCACGUACCAAGUGACAGUGCGCGCGGACGACGGGCGACACACGGCGCGAGCGCGCGUACACGUCGCCGUGCUGAGUGUCAACAGACACAGCCCUGUGUUCGUGCAGCCGCCGCCAGAACAGCGAUACAUUGAGAUACCUGAGAACGCAGCUCAGGCGGAUUAUUUAAUAACAACAAUAAAGGCAACAGACUCUGACAGCGGAGAGAACGGCCGCGUGUCGUACUACCUGAAAGUGGACAACCGCAACGUACGCGACACGCCGGAGUUCAGCCUGGACACAGACACGGGGGAGCUCAGGACUAAGACAUUCCUGGAUAGAGAACAUAAGGCUGAAUAUCAGUUGGUGAUAGCUGCGGUGGACAACGGCACGCCGGCACAGUUCGAGAGCCUGCGGCUGCUGAGCGUGCUGCUGGCGGACGACGACGACAACUCGCCGCGCUUCUCGCAGCGCCACUACCGCCUCGCCAUCUCUGAGAACAUGCCGCCGGGUGUCAUUGUCGGAACAGUGAAGGCGAUAGACAAAGACUCAGGAGACAACGGCAAGGUGUACUACCACAUCCUGGAGGGCAACCGCGAGGGCGCCUUCACGCUGCACAGGACACAGGGCAUCCUCAGAGCCAACACAUCCUUCGAUAGGGAAAAGCAAGAUGAAUAUACAAUGACGAUCUACGCGAGUAACAAUCCGAUAUUGGAGCACGCGGCGGCCAUCUUGAACUCCAUAGACAACAGCAGCGACAGCCAAGAUGGCAGCGUCGCCGCCGUCACUGUUACCAUACUCGAUGAAAACGAUAACGAACCGAAAUUCGGACAAGAAGUUUAUUAUGCAGGUAAAUCUUAGUUUUUUUAAUCGGUU
This is a messenger RNA of Papilio polytes (common Mormon), 4759 nucleotides long. RefSeq names its product cadherin-87A-like. NCBI's taxonomy places the organism in Eukaryota, Metazoa, Arthropoda, Insecta, Lepidoptera, Papilionidae. Gene Ontology annotation, molecular function: calcium ion binding. The record is from RefSeq and is a predicted model, not a curated record. Gene Ontology annotation, biological process: homophilic cell-cell adhesion. Gene Ontology annotation, cellular component: plasma membrane; cell-cell junction. The transcript is spliced from 28 exons. Bases 350 to 4744 code for a protein of 1464 amino acids.